AUGUCUCUGCAAUGGUAUGAUGUCCUCCUCUUCAACAAUAGCACCACCUCUAUCCUCUGUGAUAUCACUGGCAGCCCACACCAAUGGAUCUGGCAGUCACUUAGACAUCACAUCUUCGACAUUGUCCAUGGUUUGGCACACCCUUCAGGAUUAUCUACAGCCACCCUCCUGAAGAAGCGCUUUAUCUGGCAUGACAUAAUUUAUCAAAAGAUGCAAAGAAUCCAGCAUCACACAAAUUCAGGUUUAGGACCCCUCCUGCGCUCCAAAAUGCAUCGCUACCACUCACAAUGCUUUACGAGAUGGCCCGAAGCCGCCCCUAUGAAGGAUGCAUCAGUAGCAGCGUGUGCCAGUGCUUUCCUCUCACCAUGGGUUUCCCAAUUCGGCAUACACAACCACAUCACCUUUGACAAAGGCACUACUUUCAUGUUGAAGCUCUGGACAUCCUUAACCUGCUUCCUUGGCAACCAGUUGCAUCACACAACCGCCUCCCAUUCUGAGUCUAAUGGCAUGUUCAAAAGGUUCCAUAGCCCUUGA
Molecule: messenger RNA, 534 nt
Organism: Macrobrachium nipponense
Lineage: Eukaryota; Metazoa; Arthropoda; Malacostraca; Decapoda; Palaemonidae
Exons: 1
Coding region: 1-534 (177 amino acids)
Molecular function (GO): nucleic acid binding
Source: RefSeq, a predicted model, not a curated record